GCUUACUACAGAGAGGACUCUCAGUGUGUUCUGCCAGGGCAUUGCAAAGCCUGUGAUCAGAGAGCUGGGGAGAAAGUCUUUGUGCAAAUAUAUUUUACUUUAUGAAACUAUUAGUUUUACCUUUUACCCAGGUAAGAUGUGAUCAGUCAUAAAGCUCAGCCCAGCUGCAGUGCCCCUAAUUCAUGGAGUAUCUCCCUGCAGCUCCUUCUGAGCUCCCCUUGCUUCUCCAGAGCAGUCGUGUGUUGAAGCACACAAGCAGGGCUGCAGUGCCCAGCCUGUGCCUGGGCUGUUGGCACCCCACAGGUGUCAGGAAAUCACUUUUCUCCCUUGCUGUAUCACACACAGACUCCUUCACCUGCUUUUCUAGUGAUUGUUACUAUUUCCUGACUAAGUUUUCACAUUAUGUUUGUCCUCGCCACAGCACAGAUUAAAAAGGACAGAGCAGCAUCCCAGAACUGGCUGGACAGUGGGUGGAAGAUGCUGGAAGACUAUUUUCCCUGAGGUCUAAUCUUCUUUGGAAAUGACAAAACUGUUAGGACAUCAGGAGCUGGAACUGCUUUGAGCCUGUUGAAACAUGGAACACUGGGACUCACUGGGAUUUUUGAUAGUCACACUCAACUAUAAUGUGACUAUUGUAGGGAAGAUCUGGCUGAUGUUGGUAAUUCUGCUGCGAAUGGCAGUGGUGGUGUUGGCAGGCUACCCCCUCUACCAAGAUGAGCAGGAGCGCUUUGUCUGCAACACCCUGCAACCAGGAUGCUCCAACGUUUGCUAUGACUUGUUCUCUCCCGUAUCUCACUUUAGGUUCUGGCUCAUUCAGACCGUGUCUAUCCUGCUGCCUUAUGCUGCAUUCAGCAUUUAUGUUUUGCACAAGGUAGCUAUGUACAUGGUAAGAAUGCACUGUCUGGUGGAUGAGUGCAAGAGGAACAAGGGUUUAUCAAGCGCCAAAGACGUGAAGGAGAUCUGUAGAAGUGCAGUUGUCAGUAGAGUAGAUUGUGGUGCAGACAACCUAAGUGUCCUUAAUUUUUCAGGGGCAUAUACCAUUCAUCUUUUUAUUAGGACCCUACUUGAGGUUGCCUUUGCAGCUGUGCAAUACUUUCUUUUUGGAUUUUUUGUUCCUGACCGCUUUUCAUGCUACCACUCGCCUUGCACAAGCACUGUUGAUUGUUAUAUCUCCCGGCCCACCGAGAAAUCCAUCAUGAUGAUUUUCAUCUGGGGGGUCAGCAGUCUGUCCUUCCUGCUCAGCCUUGCAGAUCUCAUCUGUGCUCUCCGGAGAAUGACAGCAAGAAACCAAAAGAACAAGCUGCUGGCAAACCUCUGCACAGAGAAGGAGUGCAUGCUACAUCCUCCCCCAGUCCAGCACAGCAGCUCUUCUCCACCUCAAAAUGGGGAUGGCCCAGUAGCAAAUAGCUGUCAGACCAGUGAUGGCUCCUGCUUGCUUCUCUCUGAAGAGGAAGAAGAGGCUGUUCUUCAUCCUGAAGGUGUCCCUCAGCAAAGUGCCAGCACUGACCUCAGCAGCAGCAGCAAUAAGUGCUGUGUAUCAGGGGACCUUGCUGUUAAGCAACAGAGCACUGAAGAACUCUUGUGUGCCAGUGACCACCAAGGAACUCCCUGCAGCCAAGUGAGACCCAGAGCUCAGCAAGACUUCAUUAAAGAUACUGCCCUGGCUUUGAGACCUCGGAUCCAGUCUCCCCUUGGAGUUUCUUCCUCUGCUGUUCAGAGCAAGCUUUUAGGAUUCUACCCUUCAGCUGAGCUAAAAAACCCUGAUGCACAGUCAAAUUAUAGCAGCACUAGCUGCCUGAGGUCAAAAAAGUCAGAAUGGGUAUAGAAGCCAGAGUGAGCACUACGCUGUGACCUUGACAGGAAAAAAUCAUUGCAUCACUGAAGAGGCUUCAGGGAGUUCCAGCUGCAUCCCUUGGCUGUGGCUAUGCUGCAGAGACACUCUACUGUGCUGUGUACCUCCAUUAGAAAAGAAGAAAAUCUUUGGAUAAGAGGGUGAUGGGUAUUACAUUAAGGGACAUGUUCUUUAGAACAUGUGACAUCUUUAUGUUUUUCUGCAUGUAGAUGGUUUUAAAAGGCUGUGGACUGUCACUGAUGUGACUGACCUGGUUUUCCAGGAGUAUGUGUGAACACUUGUUUACUCUAACCUAGUUUUAUUGCAAAAGAUUGAGUUUAGCAAAGAUUUGUUGUCUACUGUCAGAAGCCUCAUUUGUCUCCUCAUAGUAAAUUCUCAAAGCCCACUCUGAGACAGGAUAUUCAAGAACACUAGACGGUGAAUAGAAUAAAAAACUUGUUUUGUGGCAAAGUGUUAAUAUGUUAAAACCCCUGGAUCUUAUUGCUUGAAGGCAAUACCUCUCCCAGCUUGCAGUGCCAGGGCACUUUCUCUGACACUGAUGCCAGGUGCAGUCUGACCACACCCGAUAUAUUCAAAUAUAACAACUUCCAGUACCUAGAGGGGCCUAAAGGAAAGCCAGAGAGGAACUUUUUACAAGGGCAUGUAGUGAAAGGACAAGGAGGAAUUGCUUCAAACUGAAGUAGGGUAGGUUUAGAUUAGAUGCAAGGAAUUUUUUUUUUACUUGAUGGUGGUGAGGCAGUGGAAGCGUUUGCCCAGAGGAGCUGUGGAUGUCCUGAAUGUCCCUCCCCUGGGUGUUCAAGGCCAGGUUGGAUGGAGCUUUGAGCAAUCUGGUUUCAUGGAAAGCGCCCCUGCCAUAGGCAGGGGCUUUGGAACUAAAUUAUCUUUAAUGUUCCUUCCAGCCUAAACCAUUCUAUGAACUACAAGAACCUCCAAAACAGAGUGGCUGCAUCCACAUUAGCUGUUGGGCAUGAUCCUCUGCUUGAGAAUUUCUCAGGAGACAACAAGGAGGUGUGAGCCAGAAGGGUGUCAGGGAGUGCUCCAGCAGCAGGGACUGAGCAGCAAUGCCCAUGCUCUGGCUGCACUGACACAUCUACAGGGUGUUACUUCUCAGCCUUAAAUAGUCACACUGGGCUCUCAAUUUCAGGAGGUGGGAAUGAGUCACCUGACCUGUUUUAGGGGUCUCUAAAGGUGAGUCACUUUCUAGAUAUACCUAUUUCUCCCACAGUGUGAUUAUCUCAGACCUGGGUUUAGGGAAAAUGGAUUCCACCCUGAAAGAAGGAUAUAGUGGCAAUGCCUAUAUCAAAGUGCUCGCCCUCUUUGUCUGACAGACUUAUAAUGCUACUAAUUUGAAAACAUGUCUAGAUUGAGUGAAUCACAGAAGAUUUUAUUACAGUUGUGCUUUGUGCUUUCCUUCAGUGUUAAUUCUGUUGCAUUUGCAUAAGCGUGGUCCAGCGCUACAGCACGGCAGUGCGUGAGAUAAAUUAUCUUUUAGCUGCAAGUCAGUGGGGGUUGAAGGUUACACAUACCUGCAGAUCAUCAGUGGGAGUGGAUGUGGAGGAGCAUGUACCCAGAGAAAUGUGCUGGUGGUAGUGUCUUAUAAAACAAAUUAUUCAGAGGGUGUCAAGAGCUGGUAUUUGCAGAUACUACUUGGCGCUACAGCAGCUACAAUGCUGUUUAGACCAGACACAGAUCUUGCUCCUGGGCUGCCAUGUAACAAGUUUCUGUAAUAACUCAAGGGCUGGCUUCCAUGUGCAGGACAUGAAGGGACAACAGAUUUCACAUUCUUCCUUUUCUCUCCUGUGGGUGAAAAAGUCUUCAAGACUGUUAGGCUCAUCACUCCUGUGUAUUAUUUCUCACAUGUGUAAGGUAAAGACUCACAAUUAUCCCUUCUCUUCUGCAUUCCCCCAAAAUUAGGUGGCUUAAUAGAGAGACAGAACUGCUCUUGAGGUCAGGAGCAAAGUACCUUGGGAUCCUGAGGUAGGCUACAGGCAUUUUUAAUUACUCCCUUCUAAGCAAGGUUUUCCUCUCUAUUACCCCUGUUUGUUUCUUUUAUUGUGCAUGCUUGUUGUGUGAUUUGUCAUUUCCAGGGUAGAAGCAGCAUUAAUUAUUUAACUUAUCAUAGGCAGAAAAGCAUUAAAUAUUUAAACUUUUCAUCCUCCAAAACCUCUAAUGGGGUCUGUGCUGAUUACACACGCCAUGACAAAACAUUGCAACAAUGAAACCUUUUAUGAUUCAUCACAUCUUCUCAGAUGUGAGAAGGAAUGCAAGGCACAAAUGUGGAUUCAGUCUAUUGCAUACAUCCCACAGCAUGAGAUAUAAAUAGGAUAGGAAAAAUAAUAAAUGCAUUUUGGCUGGACACAGUUUGGGUUUUUUGUCUCUGGUUAGACAUCUUUUAAUGACUGAAGAGUCUCAUUUCAAGUUGGAAAGAUCCUGUUUGUGUUUGAAAUGGAAAGUGAAAUUAGUGGAUGUCUUCCUUAGUCUGCAGAGACUUUGAACUAUUGUGAACUUCCAGAGCUCAAAGAAAUUAAAAGUGAUGGUUGGGAGGGACAUCCACAGUGUGGAGGAGAAAAUAACAAAAAAAAGAUCUGAUUAAAAAAAACAAAGAAGAUCACCUCUGAUUUUUCCUUGUAUUCAAUAUCACUGCAUGUGGAGAUGCUCUAGACUUGUCCAGAUGUCUCGGAGUGAGAAAGGAGCUGAUAGAUGAGAAGCAAAGAUGCAGCAAGGCUUUCUGCUGUCAGAACAAAAAUUUAGCCUUUUAAACUCAUGUAUUGGUUUUGUAAGUCCUUCCAGAAAUUAUUACAUACUCAGAAAAAUGUUCCAAAGCUUCUUAUUAUGUUUAUCUAUGUGUCUUUAAAUAAUUUCUUAACCCAUCUGCUUCAGAAAAGCAUUUCAAAGAUGGGAUGAAAGCACAGUACUCCUAAAACUUCCCUCAAGGAGCUUCAUCUUGUGCUCAGAGUGUGGGUGUCACUUGCACCCUGAGGUGGCUUUAUGGAA
This is a messenger RNA of Poecile atricapillus (Black-capped chickadee), 4846 nucleotides long. RefSeq names its product gap junction protein delta 4 (gene GJD4). The transcript is spliced from 3 exons. The coding region runs from base 575 to 1825 and encodes 416 amino acids. Gene Ontology annotation, cellular component: connexin complex. The record is from RefSeq and is a predicted model, not a curated record. Gene Ontology annotation, biological process: cell communication. NCBI's taxonomy places the organism in Eukaryota, Metazoa, Chordata, Aves, Passeriformes, Paridae.